Poecilia reticulata (guppy) is the source of this 2468-nucleotide messenger RNA. RefSeq names its product inner mitochondrial membrane peptidase subunit 2 (gene immp2l). The record is from RefSeq and is a predicted model, not a curated record. NCBI's taxonomy places the organism in Eukaryota, Metazoa, Chordata, Actinopteri, Cyprinodontiformes, Poeciliidae. Gene Ontology annotation, molecular function: serine-type endopeptidase activity. Gene Ontology annotation, cellular component: membrane; mitochondrial inner membrane peptidase complex.
UGUAUUUUAGCUUUACAAACUUAGCCGCUGUUUAUUAUUGUUGUUUUUUUUAAUAAAGAAAACUCGUCAUUUCCGAUGGCUUUGGAGAGUCUUUUAACUGGAGAGCAUCUGAACUGUUUGUCCUGUAUAUUUUUCGGUGCUCUCUGGGCCUCUUUACGAACUMACUCCCUGUUAACGGUAGGAGCUAGAUGUUAACACCAGCAGCUCUGCCUGUCAGCAGCAGGAAAAGGUGAACAGGAUGAGGCUGAAAGAUGGUUACCAUAUGGCACAGCAAACAUCAGCAGGACGGCGCUACGUACAAACUUUCAUUAGUGGAUUCUUUGUUGCUGUUCCCGUCACAGUUACUAUCCUAGAUAAACUGGCGUAUGUGGCUCGAGUGGAAGGAGCAUCCAUGCAGCCAUUCCUUAACCCAGAUGCGGGAGCCCAGUCUGAUGUUGUCUUGCUGAAUCGUUGGAGUGUAAGAAACUACCAAGUUCAAAGAGGGGACAUCGUCUCUGUUGUUUCCCCUAGAAAUCCCAAGCAGAAGAUCAUCAAGCGCGUCAUUGGCCUAGAGGGAGACUUCAUCAGGACUCUAAGCUACAAGAACCGAUAUGUGCGGGUCCCUGACGGUCAUUUGUGGAUAGAGGGGGAUCAUCGUGGUCACAGUCUGGACAGCAACUGCUUUGGACCGGUGUCACUGGGGCUCCUGCAUGGCAGGGCCUCCCACAUCAUCUGGCCACUAAAUCGUUGGCAAUGCAUUAAACCAUCUCUACCGCCAAACAGAGAACCACUGGAUGCUGAAGAAGAUGAUGAAUAAAAAAAAUGAUGAAAUAGUUUUUGUACAAAUUUUUUUAAGCAAACGCUGUACCAACAUCUAUUUCCUCAGUAUGUGAUUGUUUGAAUUUGAAUAUUCAAGUGCUUCGAUUGGGUUGUUUGUUUUUGUGUUUUUUUUAAUCACUGUAAAGUAAAUCGUUGGUAUUUCCAACUUGGAACUAUUUUCUCUGAGGUUGUCAGCUUUCGAAGUUUCAAACCUCAAUACAGUCAUAAUCCUGAACAUUGUCAUUUGAAACUGAAUUUUACACAUUGACAUUCAAUAGAGAAGAGGACUUCAGCGUGGGGGUCAGGAGUCACGACCACUCGGUGGUUYUCGGGAUUUGCUUUGACCCACCAGUACCUCUGAUUGAGGCAUUUUUUGUAGAUUUAAAAAAAAAAUUUAAGUUAUGUCKUUAAAUCCACAUUAACAUAAAUCUAACGUAACAAAUCAGUAAAUGAGGGAGGCAUAAAAUAACAUAUCAGAAAUGCGCACAUUCAGGGAGCAAAGAUCUGUUAUGUUAAAAGUUUUCAUUUUAUGCAAAAUAAGUUUGUUUUUUUUAAUGGCAGUGGCAAAAUUAGGCCUUCAUUUUUGUAUUCAAUCUGAUGUUGGUUAUGUUUUUUCCUAGGAUUUAAUUUCUACCUUUCAGUUCCAUCCACUGCAGUUUAAUCUUGUCUGAAGUUAAAAUUUGCUGCCGGCUUCUAAUUGUAUGGUGGUGACAUUKCCGUCCAAUUAGGGGGCAGCGUGAACUCACCGAGGCACUGACGUUAUAAACUCCGCUCUUUCAACCGGAUUUUAUAGUGAUAGUGGUCAACAACAGGAUGGGGAGGAGGGACGCCGGAAAAGUGGUUCACACAGGGUGCCAGACAGGCUGGGGGCCCUUGAGGUGACAGGAGAGUUGUUAAGAAAAAUCAGCCACUUCACAUUUCUGACCAACCAACUAAUAUUUUUCUGAUAUUCACACAGAAUAACUUCUGAUGUAAAAUUCACACAUCUGAGUGUGRAUUUUUCACUGGGCUCCAUUUGGCCUGCUUCACAUCCAGACAAAUGAAGCCCAGAUGAAGUGUGUUCUGUUUUGCAGGUCACUAGAACAACCUCACUGCUGCUAUUUAUCACUUGAAUUGUACUGUGCAUUUUUAUAUAUUURUCAAUUGAAUUUAAGGAAGGUCCAGUCUGAGUGCAUGAAGUUUAUGUUGUGUUGACUAUAGCAAUUAGAGCAAAAUAUUAAAGUGCAGUAAAAACAGACCAAACCUAAGACUAAGACCUAAGGAGGAAGGGAUAUAAAAAAUGUUUUUAAUCAGUUUUAAUAUAAGUUCUCUGGACACUUUAUUCAUUAGAAGUAGAAAAUGAUUGAUCAGUCUUUGCCUCUAUCUAAGCAGAUGUUCUCUUUCAUUGGCAACAAAUGUCUGAUUCAAGGAAACUGCUUCCAUUUAUGGCUUUGUUAAAAAAAUAUUACAGUAACAGAGUGAAACAUCUCAUCUAGAGCUUCUUUAAACUGUCAACUGAAAACCUCUGCUAGAAAUGUCUGAGAUGUCUUGGUAGAAUUUCCUUGAUAACAUUUGCAAAUUAAAACAUCUUAUGCUUUAAUGUUAACCAAGAGCUGUAAUGAUGUGCUUUAAGAAAUAAGAUAAUUAAAAAUGUGUGUUGUCCUGAAAUAAAUUAAAAUGUGAUUACUUUG